Messenger RNA from Ruditapes philippinarum (Manila clam), 1134 nucleotides. RefSeq lists its product as uncharacterized. The transcript has 4 exons. Gene Ontology annotation, molecular function: DNA helicase activity; ATP hydrolysis activity. Gene Ontology annotation, biological process: DNA repair; telomere maintenance. The record is from RefSeq and is a predicted model, not a curated record. NCBI's taxonomy places the organism in Eukaryota, Metazoa, Mollusca, Bivalvia, Venerida, Veneridae. Bases 58 to 1134 code for a protein of 358 amino acids.
GGUUCCUAGUUGCCUCUCUAAACUCAAUGUAUAUGCGUGGCAGAAGUUUCGCACAAAAUGUCAGCUUGCGUUCUAAACAAAAAACAGCGUGCUGCUGUUGAUUUUGUAUUAUCAGGGCAUAAUCUUGUAAUACUUGGAAAAGCUGGUACGGGGAAAUCACUAACAGUCAAAAGUAUCUAUGAAAGAUGCGUGUCUACAGGUAAACAAUGCGUUGUUACAGCCACAACAGGAAUCGCUUGCUCCGUCUAUCCGAAAUCUAUGAAUGCUAUGACGAUUCACCGGUGGUCAGGAAUCGGAGACGGUCGUUAUUCUCCAUCUGAAAUAAACAUAGUUGUAUCUAACAACCCUAAAUAUAGACAAGUUAAGGACAGAAUCUUCAAAACCGACGUAUUGAUCAUAGAUGAAUUUUCAAAGUUGGACAAGCGUGCAAUGAACUGUUUAAACGCAGUUUGUUCAUUGAAAAAUGCCUUACUUUAUUUUGGUGGAAUACAGGUAGUGCUUGUUGGCGAUUUAGUUCAGCUUCCACCAGUACCGUGUGCAAGGUAUAAUGAAGACGGUUCAUUUUGUUUUGAAAGUGACAUCUAUGAGAUGGCUUUUCCACACAGAAUAAAAUUACAACAGGUACAUAGACAAACAGAGCCACAGCUUAUUAAAGCCAUCGAAGAAGCUUCAACUGGUAUUUUAACAAAUGAAACCACUAAAUACAUUAAGAAACUUUCAGUUCUAUUGGAGAACUCUGAUGAUAAAACUAGGAACAGGGAUGAAAAAAUAUAUAUCAAGAGAGAAAAAUUUGAAGUAUUUGAACCAAGAAGAAACACUGUGGUGGCCACAAGAGAACAAUAUCCUUUAAAGCCAGCUUACGCUUUAACGAUACAUAAAAGUCAAGGAAUGACACUGGACAGGAUUGAAGUGGACCGUAGGGACAUUUUCAAGGCAGGACAACUUGGGGUUGCUAUCGGGAGGGUUCGCUUGUCUGCUGGUUUACGAGUGGUCAACUUUACUGACAGAACCUGUAGAAAACAGCCAGAAAAAGUUCUCCGAUAUAAUGAUGAAUGUGACAACUUGUCUACAAAAACAAAGUAUGCUGUGUUGGCUUUGAAAGGUAAUUUUGUAAUAAAUAAAGUACACAUUUGA